Molecule: messenger RNA, 612 nt
Organism: Necator americanus (New World hookworm)
Lineage: Eukaryota; Metazoa; Nematoda; Chromadorea; Rhabditida; Ancylostomatidae
Exons: 1
Coding region: 1-612 (203 amino acids)
Source: RefSeq, a predicted model, not a curated record
AUGGUGCUACCCGACAAGCACGGUAUCCCUCUCGAAGACCCAACGUUGUGGAUGGCCCAGAGAAGAUCCCUUUCUGUUUUACCUUAUAUAUCUGAUGAUAUGAGCAGAGCAGUACGGGGCUGUCUACGAAAAGCGGGUCUAAGGAAUGACGUGAGGGUUGUGGAAAUACCUCCAGCAAACCUCAAGGGUCAGCUGGUACGUAACCGUGUAUAUGAUCGACUCUGCACAACUCCCAGCUGCGUGGUUUGCCCGUAUGGCAGAGAGGGUGAUUGCAUGAUAUCGGGAGUGGUGUAUCGUAUCACGUGCAGGUUGUGCGGUGACGAUUAUAUAGGGGAAACGGGACGCCCACUGUGUAUUAGGGUCAAGGAGCAUCUAGAUGGACUCGCAAAAUCAAAAACCUUCACCCCACUUGGAGCACACCGUAGAAUAUGUCAUCCAAACUCCGAAGUAGAGGUAGAAGUUCGUAUAUUAUCCUACGAGUCCGAAAUCACAGCACGCAGAACGCUAGAGGCCUUUUGGAUAACCGCCAAAAGUCCAAAAAUGAACAAGAAGGAUGAGUGCAUUGCGAUCACAAACGAGUUAUCCCCGUAUCAAGACCUAUGCGGGUUUUGA